Messenger RNA from Brassica rapa (field mustard), 2170 nucleotides. Its product is annotated as peroxidase 27. The record is from RefSeq and is a predicted model, not a curated record. Gene Ontology annotation, biological process: response to oxidative stress; hydrogen peroxide catabolic process. Gene Ontology annotation, molecular function: heme binding; peroxidase activity. Lineage: Eukaryota; Viridiplantae; Streptophyta; Magnoliopsida; Brassicales; Brassicaceae.
UCGAGCAAAAAGCUAAGAGCUAGUAGCUAAAUAAAAUCUAAAAAUGGCUGCAUGUAAGCGAUUAGUUGUCGCUUGCUUUUUCUUAGUGUUGUUGCUAGCAGAAGCCAAUGCGCAAGGCUUGAAAGUAGGCUUCUACAGCAAAACAUGCCCACAUGCCGAGGGUAUUGUUAAAAAGGUCGUGUUUGCUGCCAUGAAGAAAGCGCCUACCCUUGGUGCUCCUUUGCUUAGAAUGUUCUUCCACGACUGCUUCGUUCGGGGAUGUGAUGGAUCAGUUUUGUUAGAUUCAUCUAACAAUCAAGCCGAGAAGAAUGCCGUUCCUAACCUAAGCCUUCGAGGGUUCGGCAUCAUAGACGAUUCCAAGGCAGCUCUAGAAAAAGUGUGCCCUGGCAUAGUUUCUUGCUCUGAUAUCCUAGCACUUGUCGCUAGGGACGCAAUGGUUGCACUUGAAGGACCAACGUGGGAAGUUGAAACGGGAAGAAGAGACGGCAGGGUUUCUAAUAUCAACGAGGUCAACUUGCCAUCACCUUUUGAUAACAUCGCCAAGCUUAUCACCGAUUUUCGCACAAAGGGACUCAACGAGAAAGAUCUAGUCGUUCUUUCAGGUGGACACACUAUUGGAAUGGGACAUUGUCCUCUAAUGUCAAACCGUCUUUACAACUUCACCGGAAGAGGAGACAGCGACCCAAGUUUGGACUCGGAGUACGCCACUAAUCUGAGGAAGAAAUGCAAGCCGACCGACACCACGACGGCUCUAGAGAUGGAUCCAGGAAGUUUCAAGACAUUCGACGUGAGCUACUUCAAGCUAGUGGCAAAGAGAAGAGGGCUUUUCCAGUCGGAUGCUGCUCUUUUGGACAACUCAAAGACUAGGGCUCAUGUCUUGGAGCAGGCACGUGGGUCAACCUUCUUUCAUGACUUUGGUGUCUCAAUGGUGAAAAUGGGUCGGACCGGAGUUCUUACUGGUCGGGCUGGGGAGAUCCGUAAGAUGUGUCGUGUUCCUAAUUAAUUAAGAGAUAUUCAAAAUGAAAAUAUAUCUUUUUUUUUGUAAAAGAAAAUGAAAAUAUAUCUCGGCGAGUUUAUUUCUUAUUUGCUUCUUUUCUUUAAACGUUGAUUAAAUGUGAUUUGUGUGGUCUUUGGAAUAAGAUGAAUUUAAUCUGUCAAACAAAUAAACCAUGUAUUUUUAUUUGUAUGAUUUAAUAGUAUUGAUUAUUGAAGGUUGUUCUGAAAAAAUAAUAAUUCAUAAUCUCAUAUAUGAUAUAUCACGUCAUCCCAUGCAGACUCGCAUUCGUCCACAUCUUUCAGCCAAGCCACGUAUCAAAACGAAUGUUAUUCUUCUUUUUUUUCCACUAGAAUUUUAUUAAGGGACUCGGCCCAAAAAAAGAACGAAGCCCAACAUACAACACAAACAUAAAAAUCAUAAAAGGCCAAACAACAGGCCACCAAACCGCAUAACUUAUGGGCCUCGAAGUCCAAGUGAGAAACCGUCGAGAAAGAUGCCAGCUCUACCACCACGUGUCCGGACGCCCGGCACCUAAUGAACACGCAUCACAAAUGGAAGGCACGAGCUUCCUCCGGAGUCAGAACGCAUGCACGCCGGAGCUCCGCCUUCAGCGAAGCCAACCUAGAGAAGAAGCCGCUCAAACAGAACAGCUCUGAAUCUCAAAACGACGAAACAUCUCCGAUAGAUCUACGAUUUGAAGAAGGGAUUGCAACUGCCUACGAUUGAAUCUAGAACUCGGAUCUUCCAACGAAGAAGAAAUCAGAGAAACAGAUCAAGAGGCGGAAGGACAGAGGAAGAACGAAAGCAUAGAUCAACCAUAACCGGUAUUAAACCGGUGAUAAACCGGCGAAGACGGUGUAAGAGGAUCAUCUCUUUCCGGAGACUAAAGCCGGCGGAGAAAGUGUUAUGUAAACCACCUCUUCCCAGAGACAAAGCCCGAAUCAUUGAGAGACUACAACCGGAAAGGAUCCGGUGACUUUACUACACAACGAAGCCGGAAAGAAGAAUCGCCGGCAUCAACCAAAAAAACUCAACCGCUUUCUCAUCUUCUUUUUUGUGAAAGAUAUAGAGAGAGAACAGAGAUGAGAGAGAAAGUGGUUCCAAAACGAAUGUUAUUCAUUAGAUGUUUUUUUUGGUGUUUAUUUAUUUCAAAAUAAAAUGAAAGUAGUCUGA